Messenger RNA from Vombatus ursinus (common wombat), 4548 nucleotides. It is a transcript of the gene DAB2, whose product is annotated as DAB2, clathrin adaptor protein. The transcript is spliced from 15 exons. The record is from RefSeq and is a predicted model, not a curated record. Bases 274 to 2577 code for a protein of 767 amino acids. Gene Ontology annotation, biological process: receptor-mediated endocytosis; negative regulation of canonical Wnt signaling pathway; positive regulation of endocytosis. Gene Ontology annotation, cellular component: plasma membrane. NCBI's taxonomy places the organism in Eukaryota, Metazoa, Chordata, Mammalia, Diprotodontia, Vombatidae.
CUGCCAGCAUCUGAUUAGAACCAUAUCUCUCCCUGGGAGUGGCUAGCUCCGCUCGGGAGUUUAGCGUACAACCGAGUAUUUAACCGGCCCGCAGGGCUGGCCAGUCCGCCCGGCGGAGGGUUUGGGGAGCAGUGGGGAAAGAAAUCAUGCUUGGAGCCGAAAGGAGCUAGUUUAUCACCUUGGAUUAUGUCCAUCUGAGAUUCCCCAAUUGUGAAUCCUCCUGGGAUCUCUAAGCAUCUCCUGGAGCCAGGGUUUGCAGCCAGCUUCCUCAAAAUGUCUGCUGAAGUAGAAACCAACAUGGCCAAUGGUCAGCCUGAUCAACAGGCAACCCCCAAAUCCUCAUCAAAAAAAGAAAAAAAGAAAGGAACAGAAAAAACAGAUGAAUAUCUCUUGGCCAGGUUCAAAGGUGAUGGAGUAAAAUACAAGGCCAAACUAAUUGGCAUUGAUGAUGUGCCAGAGGCAAGAGGGGAUAAAAUGUGUCAAGACUCUAUGAUGAAGUUGAAGGGAAUGUCAGUAGCUGCUCGGUCUCAGGGACAGCACAAACAGAAGAUCUGGCUGAAUAUUUCUCUCUCUGGAAUUAAAAUAAUUGAUGAGAAAACUGGGGUGAUCGAGCACGAACAUCCCGUAAACAAGAUCUCUUUCAUUGCCCGAGAUGUGACAGACAAUAGGGCUUUUGGUUAUGUGUGUGGAGGAGAAGGACAACAUCAGUUUUUUGCCAUAAAAACUGCACAGCAGGCAGAACCAUUAGUAGUUGAUCUUAAAGACCUUUUUCAAGUCAUCUAUAAUGUCAAGAAAAAGGAAGAAGAAGAUAAGAAAAAGACUGAAGAAGCCAACAAAGCAGUUGAGAAUGGGAAUAAAGACCUGCUCACACUUGAUUACCCAGCUAGCAAAAUGAAAUUGGGUGUUGACCAGAUGGAUUUGUUUGGGGACAUGUCCACACCUCCUGACCUAAAUAGUCCAACAGAAAGCAAAGAUCUCCUGUUAGUGGAUCUAAACUCUGAAAUUGACACCAAUCAAAAUUCUCUAAGAGAAAAUCCCUUCUUAACCAAUGGCAUCACUUCCUGCUCGCUUCCUCGACCAAAGCCCCAGACACCUUUCUUGCCUGAAAAUGCUUUUUCUGCCAAUCUCAACUUCUUUCCCACCCCUAAUCCUGACCCUUUCCGUGAUGAUCCUUUCACCCAACCAGACCAAUCGACACCCUCUUCAUUUGAUUCUCCCAAACCUCCAGAUCAGAAGAAAGAGAAUCUGAAUAGCUUCUUACCACUUCCACUGAGUAAUGGGUCUCUGAAUGGCGAUUUUGAUUACUUUGGGCAACAGUUUGACCAGAUUUCUAAUCGAACUGGGAAACAGGAGCCUCAGACAGGCCAGUGGCCCUUUGCAAGUUUGCAAACCCAGCCUGCAAUAAGAACUCAGAAUGGGGUACCUGAAAGAGAACAAAAUGGCUUUAUCACAUCUUCCCCCAAUUUUUUUGUGGGGAGCCCUUCCAAAGGACUGUCACUACCCAACGGAAUAAAGCAGGACACAGAAAACUCUGCCCAGUUCUCACCACAUGAUUCCAUAACAAUUAUCCCACCUCCACAAAGUACCAAACCUGGAAGAGGCAGAAGGACUGCUAAGUCUCCAAUGAAUGAUAUAUUUGGGUCAGAUCUUUUUGCCGCUCCUACCACAGAAUCUCCAUCUCAGAUUUCACCAACAGGACAACCUACAGUCUUGCAGAACAAUCCUAUGGACCUCUUCAACACUAAUGCUCCAUCCUCAGUGGGUUCCCUGACUGGUCUAGGUGGUUUACCAGUAUCAACACCUCAGACAGGACCAUGGAACCCACCAUCAUUAGUUUUCAACCAGUCCACCUCAGUGCCCAUGAUGAGUUCUCAGCCUUCAGGAUUUAGUCAGCCUCUUACCUUUAAUACAAACCCAACAGUCUCAGGCUGGGAUCAGCCAACAUCCUAUGGAGCCCCAACAUCACCCUCAUCCCCUCCUCUCUGGGGCUCUACCACAAAUGUGCCAGCUAACACAUGGCCAGCACAAGCCUCCUUGGGGAACCCUUUUCAGAGCAACAUAUUCCCAACAGCAGCCUCACCUGGCCAGCAAUCUUCUGUGCUUAUCUCAGGCUCACCACCUCAGCCCCCUCCCAGAACUGUCCCACAGAAGGAUAUCUCUUGUGAUGCCUUCACUGCUUUAGAUCCACUUGGGGAUAAAGAAAUCAAAGAGGUGAAAGAAAUGUUUAAGGACAUCCAGCUGAGGCAGCGACCAGCAGUGCCAGCAAGGAAGGGGGAGCAAGCAUCCUCUGGGGCCUCAGGAGCCUUCUCCAGUUACUUCACUAGCAAAGUUGGAAUUCCACAAGAAAGUACAGAGAAUGAGGAAUUAGAUGCUAAUCAGUUGUUGGCCAAGAUAAAUGAAGCACCAAAGCCAGCUCCCAGGCAAAGCACCCCUUUAGCUUCCAAGCCAGUGGAAAGUUCAUUUGAGAACCUUUUUGCAAAAGAUCCUUUCCGUUCUCCAUUGCAAUCACCCACUGUGCCUCAACAGCCAACAUCUUCUCAUCUAUAUGGGGAUCCUUUUGGAAAUCGAUUUGCAUGACUUCUGAUUUUGGUGCAUUCCCUAUCAAGAUGAACAAAAAGGUUGGCCGCAUUUGCCAAGGACAGAGCUACUAGUGGGACAACUUCUUGUUGCAAGCUCCAGCUUCAACAUUCAUUACCUUUUGCCUUAUUCGUUGAUGGCUUUUUUUUUUUUACUUAUAGAGAUAUCUUUUCACUUUUUGCCCAGACAUAAAGCUAAGCUUCAAAGCUGUGGCUUGAAACAUAAGAUAUAAGAACCUGACCUUCCAAAUCUGAAAACAAGUGAAGUCAAGAGAAUUUCUCCAAUGUGGGGAGGUGGGGAUAGGAGAGUGUGUCCCCUUGAGUCCUCCACCUUUACUUUCCCAAAACACUUGGCAUCUCACAAAGGAUAAAUAUUAAAUAAUACCAUCUGAAUACACACUCCUUCCAGAACUUUUGCUCUGCUAACAAGUUUGGAGUUACCUUCACUUAAGGUUUAGAAUUUGUAUGGGUUUUUUUUCUUUAUUUUUUUCAAAGGCUUACAAAUUCAUGGUUAUAGGACUGAGCAUUUAUUAAAAAAUAAGACAAAAUCUUGCUUUUCUUCUCCUCUUCCCUUUCUUCUCUAAUGAUGUGAUGAAGUAAACUAAAACAAGUCCUUCAACCACUGAUAGAUAUUUGUUGUCACAUUCCACAUCUCCAGACCUCCCUUUUCAAAAGAUGGGAACCCUUUUUGAAGCUCACUUUUGGGAAAUUCUCCCUGUCCUUAUUGCAGGAUUGACUUUGUUUUUUUCCCUCUGACCCAAAAGCUAUAACAAAUAGUGGAUAAGCAUGUUGGGGGGAAGGUAGCUUUUUCUCCCCCAAACCUACCCUCACCCCCAAAACAUUCACAAUAUGACCCACUUCCUAAAGUUUCACUUACUUUGACCUAACACUAUCACUUUCACCCAUUUGCAGAGCUGGCAAAAUUCUUUGGGUUUAUGGGAAAACAGUCUCUUUACCAAAUCACAGGUCUCACACGGUUUUGCUGCCUUUUGGUUAAGAGAGAGUGUGGUCACUUCAUCACAGUCACUCACCUAGUAGGCACAUACUUUUUUUCCUUAACUGAAUAAGAGGCCACCACCUUGAAUUCAAGCUCCAGAAUCCAAACCUUUUGAUAACACUUUUCAGUGAGCCUGCUAGAAGUCUACUCAGCAUGGAGGUAUUGUACUCAGUCCAUUUAUUAAAUGAAGUGAUUGACCCAAAAGCCUCUGGAGUUUUUGGUGGUUACAUUGGACCCUUUGAAGCAACUAGGGAACUUUCUUCAAACAACAGGCUAGAGAUUGGUAAAGACAAAAUAAAAAUGAUUAGAAGAUGUCCAGAACCUGAAGUAUCUGAAGAUAUUGGUUAUAAUCAUGGUUAUAUCGACCUUUUUUUUCCCUCUUUUUGAAAAACCAAAAACAAACUUGAACACUUUCCCGGUAUAUUUUGUAUCUCUACUUUUAGCACAAUUAUGAGAGUGAAUUUUUGCCAAAAUGAGUUUUGUAUUACAUGUGUGUUUUUGUUUUUCUUGUCUUUGACCCUUAACUCUCAGGUUCUUGUGGGUGCUAAACAUCCACAUUCAAUGUUAAUUUUGGGUGGAGGAAAAGGAUACCUGCCUGCAGUGUCAACCAGCUGGUAGACUCAUGCACCUCUAUUGAUUUAACCCUAAGCCCUAAAUAAUUGUCUAAGGUAAAGUUAGGGUGACAUGUCUAAUGAUAAUAGCUGAUCAAUGUAUAGGCUUAACCUUUCUGUCUGACUUUCUGCUCAACCAUUUAUAAAUAUGAACUUGAAAUAGUAUUUUAAUGUCCAAAUACUUAAACUUGUGCUAAAACUGGAGACAAUUAUUUGUAGGUAACUGGGAUUUUUGAAAGUAAUUUCUUGAAACUGAAUUUCAGCCACACAUGUCCUGUACAGAUCUGUUUUUCUCCUGUGCACUUUUCUGUAAUACAAAUAAAGCUAUGAAUUUACUACAUCUCAAUAAACUGGAAAUGCAGAA